Carassius auratus (goldfish) is the source of this 1335-nucleotide messenger RNA. RefSeq names its product adhesion G protein-coupled receptor E3-like. Gene Ontology annotation, cellular component: plasma membrane. The record is from RefSeq and is a predicted model, not a curated record. The coding region runs from base 1 to 1266 and encodes 421 amino acids. Gene Ontology annotation, molecular function: G protein-coupled receptor activity. Gene Ontology annotation, biological process: adenylate cyclase-activating G protein-coupled receptor signaling pathway; cell surface receptor signaling pathway. NCBI's taxonomy places the organism in Eukaryota, Metazoa, Chordata, Actinopteri, Cypriniformes, Cyprinidae. The transcript has 9 exons.
AUGGUUGGACCACAGGUCCCCUUUGAGAAAAUCCCUCGACUUGACACAACAAAUUCUUCUAUGGACAUCGAUCUCAUUGGGAUCGCCAAGAACAGCAAAGAAAGAUCAGCUGCGGUGGCUUUCAUGAGCUACAACACAAUGGAGAAUCUACUGAAGCCAGACUUCUUCAACACAUCAUCUGACACGGUUAAAACCAUGAUGUCCACUGUGAUCUCAGCUACUCUUCCCAAAACCACCAACACUGAGCUCACCAAACCAGUCAACUUCACUCUCAAACACAUCAGAGACUCUGAUCCCAGCGGUUCUCUGUCCUGUGUGUACUGGAAUAUCAGCGAGUGGAUUGUAGAUGGUUGUUCUGUUUUAAAGACCAACAGCAGCUACACUGUGUGUUCCUGUGUUCACCUCUCAACAUUUGCUCUCAUCAUGCAAACCAGCCGUCCAGCAGAGAGUGACUCACGGCUGGAUCUGUUGAAUUUGGUGUGUGUGAUCGUGGGGCUGGUGUUCUUCAGUUUGGCUCUGUUGACCUUUGCCCUUUGUCGGUGGAGUUCUGGAGUAAAUAAUGUGGCUCGAAUCAACAUCUGCAUCAGUCUUCUGCUGGCUCACCUUCUGUUCCUGCUCACACAGAGGUUCUUGAGCCUUAUACGGCCUCAGCAGGUGUUGUGUGCCAUGAUCUCGGGUCUUCUGCACUUCCUCUUUCUCUCCGGCUUUGUGUGGAUGUUCAUUGAAGCUGUGCUGCUCUUCAUCUGUGUGAAGAACCUAUCACAGAUCAGCUCCAAAGAUAGGGAGGUGCUUAGCAGUGGAUUCCUGUGUGUGAUUGGAUAUGUAUUCGCUCUGGUUGUGGUGUGUGUGUCUGUCGGUGUGGUUCCAGAAGGCUAUGGCAGUGAACACUGCUGGAUUAAAAUGGAUAAAGGCUUUAUCUGGAGUUUCCUGGGUCCUGUUUGUGUCAUACUAGUGUUAAACACAAUUCUCUUCAUCAAGAUCAUCAUCACUAUGAGGUCAACUCUCAUAAAUCUUAAUGCUGACGUUUCACAGAUGAAACAAACCAAGAUUAUAGUGUUUAAAACUCUGGCUCAGUUUGUUGUUCUUGGUUGCUCCUGGAUUCUGGGUUUCUUCACAAAAGACAGUAAGGUGCUGGAGAUCCUCUUCCUGAUCUUGAAUUCCCAGCAGGGAACCUUCGUCUUCCUCAUCUACUGUGUCCUCAAUAAUGAGGUCAGGCAGCAGUAUAGGAAGUUCUUCAGAAGUCUUUGCUGUGUCAAACAACACUGAACACUACAACAUCAAUGAUGGCGAUUUAAAGGAAAAUGAUAAAUGUAAAUGAUGGCAAAUUAAAAAGAA